This is a messenger RNA of Bombyx mandarina (wild silkworm), 783 nucleotides long. RefSeq names its product testis-specific serine/threonine-protein kinase 6. Gene Ontology annotation, cellular component: cytoplasm. Gene Ontology annotation, biological process: protein phosphorylation; microtubule cytoskeleton organization; intracellular signal transduction. Gene Ontology annotation, molecular function: ATP binding; tau-protein kinase activity. NCBI's taxonomy places the organism in Eukaryota, Metazoa, Arthropoda, Insecta, Lepidoptera, Bombycidae. The record is from RefSeq and is a predicted model, not a curated record.
GAAAUUGCACAGAACAACAUGACCUAAGAAAAAAUGGGGGGCGGCGAAAAGAUAGACCUUAGCACAACACAAUCGGACAUAGCCGUUUUACAGGAAAAGGGAUUCAUACUAGAAAAAGUUAUCGGAGAAGGAUCUUACGCUAAGGUUUACAAAGCCACUCAUAUGGUAGACGAGACCCGGCAUUCAAUAAUGGCCUGUAAAGUCAUCGACACAGCUAAGGCGCCCAGGGACUAUCUCACAAAGUUCUUGCCUCGCGAGCUUGAUGUUCUGAUACGCAUCAACCACCCUCACAUCGUGCACGUGUCCAACAUAUUUCAACGUCGCGCUAAAUACUUUAUUUUUUUACGAUUUGCUGAAAACGGCGAUCUGUUGGACUUUCUCACUCAAAACGGGGCAAUACCAGAAAAUCAAAGCAGACUGUGGAUGCGGCAAAUCAUAUCCGGUCUUCAAUACAUUCACACAAUGAACAUAGCUCACAGAGAUCUAAAAUGCGAAAACGUUUUGGUCACGGCCAAUUAUAAUGUUAAAAUAACUGAUUUUGGAUUUGCACGUAAUGUGCGUCAACGAGAUAGAGACGUUCUGAGCGAGACGUACUGUGGUUCUCUUUCGUACGCCGCUCCCGAGGUACUAAAGGGGGUGCCUUACAUGCCUAAACUGGCGGAUAUGUGGUCGAUCGGCGUUAUACUAUACACCAUGCUCAACAAAGCUUUACCUUUCAACGAGACGUCCGUGAAAAAGCUGUACGAAAAACAGGUAAUAUACUUUUCAAUACGUUUUUAUUAA